This is a messenger RNA of Paramormyrops kingsleyae, 6358 nucleotides long. Its product is annotated as ankyrin repeat domain-containing protein 34A. Gene Ontology annotation, molecular function: protein binding. Lineage: Eukaryota; Metazoa; Chordata; Actinopteri; Osteoglossiformes; Mormyridae. The record is from RefSeq and is a predicted model, not a curated record.
UCAGCGCACCAACAGCCAUUAAGCACCGCACGGAAUCUCGAAGGACGAUGUUUUCUAUCCGAUGGUGCAUAGCCUUCCCCGUAUCUUAAUAUAAACCCUAUGCUCCCUCGGACUCCUCGCAUUUAAACACGACUGUCGUCUGCAUUCAGUCAGCCACGUGCCUUCAUAUCGUCGGAGCAGAGCGGGAUGGCGUUAGUUCUCUCCGGCACCUAACUACCCACUCCCCACCCCCGCAGCGACGUUACCCGUCUUGCCCGAAACUCGCGGUCGCUAGAGAGAUAUGGGGGAGGGGGGUAAGCAAGCUAAAUGCAGAACACUGUCAAAUAGGAAUAGCUGCGGAAUACUUGACUGACUACAGCUGUACUUGAGGGGGGAUGAGCAGUCGAUCCGUGGAACCUUUAUAAUAAACAAACCGUACGCAAGGUUGACCGCUGUUCCACGCAAUGCUGAUGGUGCAUUGAAACAAAGGGCAGGAGGAGGUGAGGGCACCAUGGGCGACGGAGGGCCCUCGCACGCCGAGGGCAACGCCCUCCUCAAGGCCGUCUUCCAGGGCAAGCUGCGUCUGACCCGCCUCCUGGUUGAAGGGGGCGCCUACAUCAAUGAGGGCAACGAGCGCGGCGAGACCCCCGUUGUCGCAGCCUGCCUAGCCAGCUACGAGGACCCCCAGAGCCGCCACAAGAUGGUGCGCUACCUCCUAGAGAAAGGAGCCGACCCCAAUAUCCCCGACAAGACCGGGCGGACGGCCUUGAUGCACGCGUGUGCCGAGCAAGCCGGUAAGGAGGUGGUGGCCUUGCUCCUGGAGUACGGGGCAGACCCCAGCCUCAAAGACUAUUCCGGAUCCUCGGCUUUGGUUCACGCCAUAAACAAAGGCGACCGAGAGACCCUGCAGAUUCUUCUGGAUGCCUGCAAGGCUAAAGGCAAGGAGGUCAUUAUAAUCACCACCGACACGUCUCCGUCAGGCACCAAAAAGACCAGGCAAUACCUCAACUCACCCCCCUCCCCAGGAGUGGUUGACAAGCUCACCCCAGUUUCCUGUAUGUCCCCCUCUGAGGUGGAGAUCCGUACAUCCACCUCGCCGGGAACCGAGAAGGAGGAGGAAGAAGGAAUUUUCAAUUUUGCCGUUACACCGGCUUUACCUCUGCCUUCUACUCGACCCCCCGGAGAGAAGAGGGCCCCCCCACGCAAGCUGCUUAAACGGUUAAACUCAGAACCAUGGGGGCUGGUGGCCCCAUCGGUGCUAAGUGGGGCCGCUAAGGACAGGGGGGAUGGGGAGCUGCAGGAAGAAGAGCGGGUGACGACGGAGAUCAAUGGCCUGUCUAUCUCCGGCCCCGGAAGGCCCCCCUUAUCCCGUAGGCACAGCAUCGAGACCCAUGACCCCUGCUCCCCGAAACUCAUUGACCGUUCUUGCUCUGAGGAUUGUGCUACCCUCUGUGGCUCAUCCUGGGCCGACAAGGUGCAACAGCACCAGACGCUGUACCGCAGGAACACCGCACCUGAAUCCCAAGAGACGACUGGACAGGUUCCAGUCACCAUCCGGGCCUUAGCCCAUCCGAAAUUAACCCGAAUGGAGCAUUACGAAUCAGACACACACCUGUGCCCCGAGUCCAUCCCGGGUUCUCCAGAUUCUGGCCGCGUGUCAGUGGAGCGCCGCAAGUACAACGCCUCACCGCUCUCCCUGCUCACCAGCUCUUCCCGGGAGUCUUUGGAGAGCAUCCCUAACUCCGUGUCUCCAAUCACCAUGCGCCGCCGGCCAACAGGGCUUUUGGAGCGCCGAGGGUCUGGUACCCUCCUCCUAGACCACAUCUCUCACACCCGGCCUGGCUUCCUGCCUCCGCUCAACGUCAACCCCCAGCGGCCCAUCCCCGACAUCCGGGCCAACGGGAAGCCCACUUCCCCGAUCAAUUCAGGGCACAAGAUCUUGGUGCCGGUGGCCCCUACAUCUCCAAAGCGUGGGCCCGACUUCAAGAUGAAGAAGAAACUGAUGAGAAGACACUCCAUGCAGACAGAGCAGAUGAAGCAGCUGUCCACCUUUCAGGAGAUCCUGGCCGAGAAGGUGAUAGAGUUUACUGGGGACUGAAGCGGAUUGGGAGAAAGGACUGAACCUUAACAGGGAAGUGUUUUUGGGGGUGGGGGGUGGGGAGGGGUAGGGACAUCAAAAUCAAGUGGCUGAGAUUGAGGUCCCUUCAAUUGAAAGUAGAGAUUAUCCAUUCAUUCUAAAUAUUAUUCAGUGCUUCUCAAAUUCGAGCCGCUUUCCCUUCUGAAGAUGGCAGCCCUAUUUUUGUGCUAAUGCAGAUGCUCGAUUUGUUUCCUUCAGCCUGGGUGACCCAGUUUGCUUGGGAGUGCUGCUCUUUUGUGCAGUGCGGGUCUGAACCUCCGUUAUCGCUGCGCUGUUGCAGGCAGAUGUUGCGUUCCGGCCUCUGCUGAUUAUUUACCCACGUCCACUUUGGCUAAGCUUUCUAGCCCCUUCUCUAAAACAGAAGGCCUUUGCACUUGUUCUUCGCGUGAAUUCAUGCACACUGCAUGUAGGUCGGAGCGAGAGGAAAAACCGACGCUCAUAUAAAUCGAACAAAACAGAAAGACGUGUGUUAAUGAAUUGCUGGGAGAGAUGCGUGUUCUCUUCCGUCUAAAAAAAAAAAAAAAGGUAAAACACCCUUUUUGCUGACUGAUGAUCAGUUAUUUUAUUUAUUCACUUUAUCUGAGUGAAACAUGACAGUGGUUAAUAGUUAUCUUUAAUUCGACAUGAUCACGCCACAUGAAUAUCUAUUUCUUCAUAUGCACUACAUUCUUUAUUUAUAGUAGCCCAUUACCGAUACUAGUAAACAUUUCUUCAUUAAUAUUCCAUGAUUAUUGUAAUAUUUCACUUGAAUUCAUUCUGUUUCACCUUUACAGUUUACCCGUGCCCAAACUUUUUAGAGGAAGACCGAAUGACUAAAUAUAUUUUCUAACGGACAUAUUUAUUAAUUUGACUGAAGUGCAAUUUACCUAUCUCAAAAUUCCAAAGAAAUUUAGUAUGCCGUAUGUCAGACCCAUACCGGGCUGAUAUAUGAACUGAUAGAAAAAAAUGGAUCAAAUAAAAAACAGAAUAUAAACAAUCUUCCUAAGUCAAUGCACAUUUACGAUGAUUGUGAUGAUAUGAUAGGUUUUAGUACAGGUAUGAUGUAAAUAUUGUAUCUCCCUAUGAAAUUAUUUGUGAUUUAUAUAUAAGAUGUACAUGUGCAAUAUUCCGUGCUGCUUUAUCAAGUAUUUAAUUUCACGUAACUCUGGAUGUAAAGUGCUCCUUUCCAAUUUGACGGAAACAAUGUCAUGCAAACCAAAAACAAGCUGGUAAAGAAAUCAUAAAUCCAGAUAUCAAAGAAGUAAAAAAAAGUAAUUUGUUGUAGUUCUGAAAACUGAACAUUCAAGAGGCCAAAACAAGUCCAUUUUUCGGUGGUCCUCUUAAAAAGCAAACAAGCUAAAGCAACUUUCUCUGAAAUAUACCCAACAAUGUCUGUUUCAGGAAUAUUAAUUUCUUGAAAUAUUUCUGUAUCAAGGAAAUAUUCCAUGUAAGUGCUGUAAGAUAUAGUGUUUAAUUGCUGUGGUUGUGCUGUAUUACUGACCUACACAGAGAUAUUUUUGUAUGCCAGUUAUAAAAUGGCCGACCAGAUCAUGUGACGAAAGGUAUAGGAUUUACAAUAUACAGCGUUAGUCAUACAUUUUUUAUGUUUACUACGUCAAAUGAGGAGGCUAGUGAACGGAAAAUCAUUGGAGCCUUACAGCUUUUGCUCGAUUUGUUAUAAAUGUCUUAAUAUUAUCAAACAUUCUUGUGUGAAACUUAAAUAAUGUACGUUUUGAUGCACUACAGUAUCUUAGAUUACGUUUCAGUCAUCAGAUCAGGUGAAAUAUGACUGUGUGGUUUGGGCUGUGAAAUGUUUGUAGGUCUUAAUAUACAGUACAUAUUAAGCUUUAGGAUUGGAACAACAACUAAAGUGUUUUCAAAUGGACAAUUACUUAAUCGGUCACUGAAAAUAUUUUUUAAAGCUUAAAAUCUGAGUGACAUAAAAGGUUAAAUUAUAUAAAUUUUGUUGUCAGUUUGAUAUCAAUUGGAUAAUGAUCUAGGGUUUCCGUAACUGCGCAGAGAUCAGUGCCUAAUAUGUGGACAGUGAAGGGUUGCUGAAUGAAUGUUUGCUGAUUAUGAAUAAAGCAGGUGAAGUAUACUCCCAAAGGAAUACUCUGCGGAAUGUGAUGUGACGUGAUGUAAGGCCUGAAUUACACAUCAUUCAGCUGUUACACUCAAAUGUGUGAUUCAGUCCUUGGACCGUGUUAAACAUUAAAUAAUUAUGAAUAUCAAUUUUCACAUAUAUAGGCAUAUAUAUGUGUGUAUAUAUAGAUCAUAUAUGAGAACAUCAUUUAUUAAGAUAUCAAUUUGUGUUCUUCCAAGUGUCAUACGAUGUUACUGUUUGAUUGACCAUGAGUAAGUAGUGUUAAUUUAGUGAUGCUCUGUUUUACAAAUCAGCAUCAUAAACACACUACAGCAAAGCAAUAUAUUAUAAUCACCUGAUAAAUCACCAUUUUUGUUUCCUAUACCAUUGCCUGGAUGUUCUCUAUAUUUCUAUAGUAAUUCAAAAUAAAAAAAAUAUAUAUGUCUUAACUGAUGUAAUAAUUAUCUCGCAAAGAUGUUCCAACUCAAAAAAAAAUAAAAAAAAUCAAGCAGAACAGAUGUAGGUAUAGAACAUAAAAUAUCUAUAUGAAGUUGAGACUAAGUGUCGAGUAGUUAUAAUUGUGCAUUCCAAUCAACUGUAAUUACUCUGAAUUUACCAGCUGUAAGUCAAGGGUCACCACUAGUAAUAAACCCUAAAUCUGAUCUUAGAAAUGUGUUUUGUGGAAUAGUGCCUAAAUGUUUGAUUUGGUCAUAGUGAAAAUUUAAAAGAAUGUGUUUUAUUCUAUUCUACUGUCUUGCCAAGUUAAAGAAUAGUAGAUAUUUCGGGCUUACAAUAUUGUGAUUUUCUCUGUCUGGAAUGUAACACAGUGGAGAUAGUGAAAAUUAAAAUGAUAAUUAGUCAGUUAUUUUUCAACAGCUAAUGACAUCUCCUUUUCCAUCAAGAUAUUAAAGCUAUACCCACUGUUUCACUGUUGUGUAUAGAUGCACCACUAUGUCAUACAGCUGCUUUCAACUAAAAAGUAUGAUAAACACCCUGAAUUCAUUACAAUUUAGCAUAACUCCAACCCUCACGUUAACGUAGAGCAAGCUGCUCUGUAUGCCGACAGCUCACCUCAGAUUUCAUAGCACCAUUUCAAUAGCUGACCGCAAGCAAGGGGGCUGAGUGUCAGUAGCUCUGGUGGAACAGCAUUUUGAUGAGUUUGACAUCACAUCCUGUUCCCUCCAGCCUGGCUUCACACCUCAGAAUGACACUCGCAAGCAAGCUUGUCAUGAUGCUGCAGCUAUUUUCUUUUUUGGUCCCCUCAGUUUUCUGCAUCUGAAAGAAGAAAAAAAAAGGAGUUAUUCUUUCAAUGUACUGGAAAUAGAAAUAUUCCUGAGAGGUAAAUAUUGAUUCGGGGCCAGGAACAGCUGCUUAAAAUAAAUCGAAAAAAUCAGUGGUGGGAUUUUUCUUUUUUGCACAAUUCACCCCUCACUUCUGCUCAGAAACCUUCUUUGUUUUGAUCUGCUAUGCAAAAGCCCUGAUAUGCUUCAAUAGAUUGAUUAAACACUUUAAGAAAACUGUAAAACCUUUACAGCAGUUCACUAUGAUACAAGACCUCUUCCGCUUGUACAGGUUCCCCUAGGAUGACACAGUGCUGAGCUGCAUCACCGACACAGAGACUCGCACGUAGCCCGCGCACCAUUAGCUACAUUUACAUUAACGCGCCGGACAGGACGACACGAAAGUCUGAUUUCGGUAGGGCGAAACGGCAGUGAGCCGGCACGAGAGCUUCGGGGGGGGGGCGGGCCCAGGGACGGCUCUGUCUCGAAAGUGGGUGACAUUCCCUAGUGGCGUCUCCAUGAUGAUGGUGUCCAGCCUUUCCAGACACAGAAUGGUCACGUGCCUGUAGACCGAAAAGCUCACCUCGCAGUUGGAAAUGUGUUCUGGUGUGAAAAAGUGCUCAUUAUACUACGUAGACAGGAAUCAAAAGAUGUAAAUCCGAAACACAGGCUGCAGGAAGGAAGUAUGCAUUGUAUUUUAUUUUAUUUACAAUAACGAGAAAGGCAACAUUUCUUUUGCCGUUUGUUGGCGUGUCUCAUAAUUCUAUGACACUGAUGCGCUGUUUGUAUCCUGGAAGUCAGACUUCAUUCCCAGUGUCCCUGGUCUGUGCCAGAGGCCUUGUGGAUGUACCUUUGUCGUGUGAGUCACUUUCAACAUCAAUAAAGUUAUUUUACAAUCAA